AUGGUGAAGUUAAAUGGCACCAACUAUCUACUUUGGUCACAAGCCUUCCACAUCUUCAUUGGUGCUCAGAACAAAUUGGAUCAUCUUCUGGCCCCACCUCCUGCAUCUACAGAUCCUACGUAUCCCGCAUGGAUCUCUGCUAACUGUUGCGUGAUGACUUGGCUCCUUAACAGCAUGGAAGCCCAGAUCAGUAGCAAUGUCAUAUUCUCAAACACUGCUAAGGAGAUGUGGGAUAAUUUAAAAAUUAUGUACGGGAAUGAGAAAAAUACAUUCCGUGUGUUCGAGUUGUAUGAACACCUUUUUUCUCUUCAACAGGGCGAUCGCUCUGUACCUGAGUACUUUGGUAAACUGAAAAGUCUGAUCGAUGAGUUAGAGAUACAUCAGCCUGCGGUUACGGAUGCACCAACACUAUUGGGAUAUCGUAGGGACCUUGUAGUGUAUAAGUUCUUAUCGGGUCUGAGUCUUACUUUACAGUCUCAAGUGCGAGGCCAGAUACUAGGAAGAGAUACUAUUCCUUCUUUGACUGCUACUUUCUCAAUAGUUAUGCAGGUAACUACUGGAGAUACUGCUGCCUCACUGUCUACUCCAUCUCUUGACUUGUCUGCUAUGUUCUCCGGACAUGGCAGAGGUCGAGGUAUAGAUGCCUACAUUACCUCUCCUCACAGACCACGUGUAUUAGAUUCUGGCGCCUCUUCUCAUAUGACAGAUGAUUCAUCUCCAAUUGUCAAUCCAUCUGUUCCUUUUCCCUCUAGUGGUUCUAUUACUGUUCCAUUGUCUGCUUCCGUUCCUUCUGCUGAUGGAUCUUCUCCAGGAUUACGUGGUGCCUCUACUGUGCCACCUGCACCACCGCCACUACUGAUGUAUUAUCGCCGUCCAAAGAAAGGUCAACGGUCUUGUACUAAUCAUCCUAUAUCUGAUUUUGUUUCCUAUAACCGUCUUACUCCCUCUUCUCGUCAGUUUGCUUUGUCCUUGUCCUCUAUAUCUCUACCCAAGUCAUAUGAGGAGGCCAUGUUAGUUCCUGCUUGGAAACAAGCCAUGGAUAAGGAGAUGGAUGCACUUAUUUCUAGAGGGACAUGGGAUCUUGUAUAUUUUCCUACGGGUGCUAUAGUGGUUGGCUGUCGGUGGGUUCAUACCUCGAAAUAUCACGCAGAUGGUUCAGUUGAUCGCUAUAAAGCUCGUCUUGUUGCUAAGGGUUAUACUCAAAUCUAUGGGGUCAACUAUCUUGAGACAUUCUCUCCCGUUGCCUGUCUCAAUUCUAUUCGCCUACUUUUCUCUAAGGCCGCUAUUCUGGACUGUACCAUGUUUCAGUUGGAUGUUAAAAAUGUCUUCAUGUACGGUGACUUGCAUGAGGAAGUCUAUAUGGAGCAACCUCUGGGGUAUGUUGCUCAGGGGGAGAAUAAUGUCUGUAUGCUUAAAAAGGCGAUAUAUGGUCUCAAACAGAGUCCACAGACAUGCGCCCCAAGNCACCACCUGCAGUCCACGGGCGAUCCCCGGGAGUAUGAUCGGGUCAUCGGCUGCAUCAACCAUCGCAGGGCUAAUUGGGGUCCGGUGCUACAUUACCAGCAAUUUUUCCCAAUUGGGGAAGUUGUGUAUGCAUUGGAGCAGACUAAGUGGAGGGGGAUGCAACAGAGAUCAAAGGAUGGGCAGAGAUCGGGGUAUAAGCACAUGAAUAGGUUUGAUAGUUUUAGGGAGAGGGGGAGGUAUAGAUCGGGAAAUAGGAAAGCGGGCGAGGAGCAAGUACCGGAUGGAAGGCAGUCCCCUGUUGUUGGGGAGAAAGAGGGGGGUAGUGAUCUUCUCAGUUCAGAGACAGAUAGCAGCCUUAAGGACACAAAAAUUUCAACUGAUUGCAGUAGGUCGGAGUCUGCAGCUGUGGAAACUUGCUCUAACCCAUGUACGAGAGGUAGCAGCACAGAUUCACUUCCACAAGGCGGUGAAGAAAUUCAAAAUCAAGAUGCAACACAGAAACUUAUACCGACACCCAAAGGAUUCGUUGAGAAUGAGAUAAUUGACGGGAAGGAAAUGAAUAUGUUUGAAGGACUUCAACUUUUUGAGGAGUUGUUUGAUAGUUCAGAGAUUACGAGGCUAAAUUCGUUAGCAAAUAACUUGAGAGCCGCUGGUCAUAAAAGAGAGUUCCGUGGGCGUACCUUUGUUGUAUCCAAGAGGCCUAUGAAAGGGCAUGGGAGAGAAAUGAUCCAAUUAGGCAUCCCCAUUGCUGAAGGACCUGCACUAGAUGAAACUACAACUGGGAACUCUUCUGAGCGGAAGGCGGAGGCUAUUCCAAGCUUGUUGCAGGAUGCCCUUGAUCUAUUGAUCCAGAAUCAGGUUUUGACUAUUAAGCCUGAUUAUUGUAUUAUCGAUUUUUUCAAUGAGGGUGACCAUUCACAGCCUCAUCUUUGGCCAUCGUGGUAUGGGACACCUGUUUGCACUCUAUUUUUGACGGCAUGUGACAUGGUUUUUGGUCGAAUUAUUGAAGGAGAUCAUAGAGGAAAUUAUAGAAGUCCCCUCAAGCUUGCCAUUAAAUCUGGGAGUCUCCUUUUAAUGCAACAAAAGACUGCUCACCAAGUGAAGCGUGCCAUCCCCUCCCAACAAGAACGGCGUGUACUUCUGACCUUUGGGAAGUCCCAAUCCAAGAAGUUCGGCCAUCCUGAAUAUCCUCGAUUCUCAUCUCCAGGUCCUGCACCCUGGGGCCCACCAUCGCUUGGACCACCAAACCUUGCUCAUGGGCCACAAGGAUUGAAGCAAUAUGUAGUCAUCUCAAACUCUGGAAUGCUUCCGUCACCCAAUGGAAUCCAGCCACUUCUCGUUGCACCCAGCUCCGGACCAGUGCCAAUGCCCGUGCCCCUGCCGUCAGCUUCAGCUGGAUGGACAUCGGGACCAUGUCCUAAAGGUCAACCUCCAAGACUCCCAGUUCCUGGCACUGGGGUUUUUCUUCCACAUCAACAACCCGAAUCUAAUGGGAUAGAGAAAUCAAAUGGUUAUCUUAUAGCUCCUCUAACAACCAAAACUGAAGCAACUGAGUCUGUUUCAGUCUGCAAUGGUGAAAGCAAAGGUGAUGUGGACAAUGUUGCUGCUGAGAAAGCAGCCAACAUCAGAGAAACAGCUGAAGAAACCAAGUAGUAGAAACUGAGAGAGCGUAUAGAGACCUGAGAAUCUGGGAUUUUGAAGAGAAAGAGGGCUACAAGAGGAGCAACUGUAAAGCAGCCUGGAGGCUGAUAGACCACUUAUUUCCUAUUUUUAUCUAAUUUUUGUUGUUCAUGUUUGGAGAAAUGUUAGCUGCUGAAAAGUUUAGCAGGUACUGAGAAGUCUGCUUAAUUUUUUUUGUCCAUUUUUGCCAUAGUGGACCUUAAAUUGUGGACCGUAUGUAGUUUAAAGGUCAGUGGACAUUAAGGUUACAGUGUCAAGAAAACGACAGAAAUGCUGAGAUUUCUACGUCUCUGAAGACAAAGGGCAGGGUUAUUUCGUAGGCACAGACCUUGUACGUCUGGUUUCUUUCCUGUGUUGAUUAUUAUGAUCUGAUCUGCCAGAACUGUACUCAGGAUUUUUUGUUGCGUUUUGCGGAGUUUAAAUUGAAACCUGGUCAAAUUUUUAUCGGAUAUUAAGUUUUCUCGUCA
Molecule: messenger RNA, 3611 nt
Organism: Asparagus officinalis (garden asparagus)
Lineage: Eukaryota; Viridiplantae; Streptophyta; Magnoliopsida; Asparagales; Asparagaceae
Exons: 12
Coding region: 1-3117 (1038 amino acids)
Biological process (GO): mRNA catabolic process
Molecular function (GO): demethylase activity; mRNA binding
Source: RefSeq, a predicted model, not a curated record